Molecule: messenger RNA, 8390 nt
Organism: Cyanistes caeruleus (blue tit)
Lineage: Eukaryota; Metazoa; Chordata; Aves; Passeriformes; Paridae
Source: RefSeq, a predicted model, not a curated record
CUCCAAUGUACAAGACACUCACAUCAAGAUACUGAUGACAGUCAGUCAUCCAUGGAAAGUGGGCUCAGCAUACAAGAAAGCAAGCUCAGGAAGACGUGAAGACCAACAUCAAUGUGAAUUAUGCUUGUGAAAGUCUUGUGAAGAACUGGAUGAAAAAUUUGAAAUGGAAAAAAUAGGAGUUCUGUUAUGAGGAUAAAUGCAUCACUUCAGACUUUAUUCACUUUUGACUCUGAGUCAAAAGAUGUAGCUCUUAUAAAAGACUCAAGUUCUUAAGGAUUAGGAGAAAUACAGAUGAAGGUAAUCGAAGUAAUUUUGCAAAAGCAAGAUGGGCCAGGGCUAUUCAGAAGACGCUUCAAGAAGCCAUGUACAGCAGAGUGAGAUUUUGCAAGACAUACAAAACCUCUUCAGGAUUUUGUUUUGAACAAGCAGAUGCAUGAUUAUUUUUUAUUUUUCUGUCACCUUAUUCCAGAGCAUCAGUAGCUUUUAUGGCUGUAGUCUCCAUUGAAACAUUUGCCAAUGAUCCUUUUGGAGAUACAAAUACUUCUCUGGAUCAAAAAUUGUAUUUUGUGGAAACAGCUUAGAAUAAAUUACACUCCAUGGUUUCUGCCCUCUUCAAGAGCCUGAUCUCAUCUUAUCUAUAUAAGAUUUGCAAAGGAAUGUUUACAAAGAAAUCGGGAAACAGUACAAAAAGGAAAGAGAGUUGUCAGAGCAAAAAGGAACAAGACUUAACUCAGAUUGGACAAACAAAAAAUCCAAAAUUUUCAAAUACUUUAAAAAGCACUGUUAAAAAGAUUGCCAAGUGCCCAUCUGCUCGCAACUUAUCAACUGAAGAAGAGGAAAGCAAUAGAGAAUUUUCACUUUCUCCAACAUUCAGUUACAGAGUUGCUAUUGCCAACGGACUGCAAAGGCAUAUUUUUGUAGCAAAUACUAAUAAUGAAGAUUUAGUUCAAGACCUGUCUUCAAAUGAUAGCUCAUGUUCUGAGUCGUUAAGUGAAGUAAAAACUAAUAGCAAGAAAAACGAAUACUUAUCCCACACAAUGCCUGUGAGACGCAACAGGAAAAGCUUGAGCAGCCUCGCGGCCUCUGAUGGGAGUUCGGAUGGAGAACGCACUUUACACACACUGAAGCUGGGAGCCUUACGAAAACUAAGGAAGUGGAAAAAGAGCCAAGAGUGUGUCUCAUCAGACUCAGAGCUAAGUUCUUGGAGGAAAACAUGGGGAUUAAGAAGUAAAUCUCUGGACAGAACUGGCCGUCACCAGAAAUCAAAUACCCUUGAACCUGGCUUUAGUUCGACAGGUUGUAUUAGCCAAACCCACGAUGUUAUGGAAAUGAUCUUUAAAGAGCUUCAGGGAAUAAGUCAAAUUGAAACAGAACUCUCUGAAUUAAGAGGGCAUGUUAAUGCUCUGAAACAAUCAAUUGAUGAAAUUUCUAGUAGUGUAGAAGUUGUGCAAAAUGAAAUUGAACAAUUGCGAACUGGAUUUGUGCAGUCCAGAAGAGAAACACGGGACAUACAUGACUACAUUAAGCAGAUAGGCCAUCCAGGAAACAAAGCAAGUCUUAGGUUUCUAAAUGUGCCUGAAGAGCGGCUUGAAAAAGCUGAAAGCAUAGUUUACAAAAUAUUAAUGGAAAAAAUGGGAUUCUCAGAGGCACAAAGCACUAUUAAAAUUGAGUUUGCCCAAAGGCUUGGGCAGCAAAGAGACUGUCCAAAUGCAAAGCCAAGACCCAUUCUUGUUUACUUUGAGUCAUCACAACAGAGAGAUCUGAUUUUAAAAAAGUCUUAUAAACUUAAGGGAACUGGUAUUGGAAUUUCCACAGAUAUAUUUUCCCAUGAAAUAAAAGAUAAAAAAGAAAGAGGACUGCCUUCUUCUCAGACAUAUGAAAGCAUGGAUAUGAAACUUUUAACUGUGGAGACAAAAUCUAAAAUGCAUGACUGGGAGUCACCUGACAGUGAUAAAGACUUGGAAUCAGAUAUAAAUAAGAACAGUUAUGCAAAAAUAUCUAAAUCAGCACUUCAGAUAAAAACAAGCACUACAAAAGGGACUACAGAGUCCCCAAACACUGAAGACCUUGACAGAACUACUGACAAUAGCACCUUUUCACACAGAAGAAGUUAUGACAAUCAGUCACCAGAAUUUGACACUAUGGAAAAACAAUCAAAGACUUAUUAUUCAGAUGUGACUCCUUUAUGGCAUUUACAGAAUGACUUUGCAACACCAAAGCUUAGCCGUUCAGAAUCAGACUUCUCAAAAUUGUGUCAGUCUUACUCUGAGGAUUUUUCAGAAAACCAGUAUUUCAGCAGAACAAAUGGCGGUUCAUUGCUGUCUUCCUCUGAUCGAGAACUUUGGCAGCGAAAGCAAGAUGAUUCUCUAAACUGGUAUGGCAGUUCCCAGGAGCAGACUUUUGCCCAAGACAUGCAACAGUAUCCAGAACGAAAUGAAGCAGGGAACAUAGAAGGCAGUGGAGUAAGCAAUGGAAUAAUCUGUGUAUCUGGAGACAUAAACCAUUACGAUGAUAGUCAGCUUUCUUUACAGGAUGAUCUCUCCCCAUGGAAAAACUGGAAUCAGUUGGAACAAGGGGCAGAUUUGGGCCUAGACUCAUCCACGCAGGAAGUUUUUGUGUAUGACAUGAGCAGCCCUUCAGAUCAACAGACAGAUUUUGGAAAGGGUCAAAGUUCUGACCUCCAGUAUGAUACUGAAAGCUAUGAUUUCACUCUAGAUGGUACUUCACCAUCAUGUCCAGGCCUUGACAGCGAAACACAAAGUCAGUGGACUGGUCAAUAUGAUGAUUAUCAGGAAACAAAUUCUAUCUCCUCUUAUCAGAAUCAAAACAGAUUGCCUAUGAUGUACCGAAGUCAAAGUGAACUACCAAGUGAUGAUUCAGAGGAAACCGCCCCUAAAUCAUGGCACAGCCGAUUAAGCAUAGAUCUUUCUGAUAAGACUUUCAGCUUUCCUAAAUUUGGAUCUACGCUUCAGCGUGCUAAGUCCGCUUUAGAAGUAGUCUGGAAUAAAAGUACACAAAGUUUAAGUGGGUAUGAAGACAGUGGAUCAUCUUUUAUGGGAAGGUUUAGAACAUUAUCUCAGUCUACUGCAAAUGAAUCAAGUACAACACUUGAUUCUGAUGUUUAUGCUGAGCCUUAUUGCUACAAAGCAGAGUAUGAGGAAGAAUUAAUUGAGCCAUCUGGUGAGAAUGAAACAGACUAUGUAGAAGUAAUGGAACAAGUCCUUGCUAAACUAGAAAAUAGGACUAAUAGUAGUGAAACUAGUGAGCAGGUCCAAGAGUUUGAAUUGGACCAGUCUUUGUAUGAAACUCCAUAUGAAAUGCUACCAGAGGAACAAUAUGACGCACAGUUUGACAGUGUGAUCAGUGAAGAUGUAUUGGAAGUUGAAGGUGACAUGGCUCCUGAAGUAGAAAUAAGGGAGGAUGAAAAUCAGAAUGUUCCAGAGAUGAUUACUGAAGUUACUGAAAUUCCAAAGAAAAAAAGAAUACGACCCUCAUUUAAGGAAGCUGCUUUAAAAGCAUACAAGAAACAAAUGAGUGAUUUGGAGGAGAAGAUCCUUGCUGGAGAUAGCGGUUCUGUGGAUGAAAAGGCUCAGUUAGUAAGUGCAAGUUCCUUAGAUGCUUCUAAGCUUUAUGCAGUCCAAGCAUUUGCUGGCCGUGGACUGUAUGGAAUUGACAGUAUGCCAGACCUGCGAAGAAAGAAAUCUUUUCCCAUUGUUCGAGAUGUGGCUAUGACACUUGCAGCUCGAAAAUCUGGUAUUUCCAUGGCCAUGCUCAUCCGGACCUCCAUAAACACUGAUGAAAUGAAAAUGCAUGUCUUCAAGAAGACCCUGCAGGCUUUGAUCUAUCCAAUAUCAUCAACUACACCUCAUAACUUUGAAAUUUGGACAGCUACAACUCCCACAUACUGUUAUGAAUGUGAAGGCCUCCUUUGGGGCAUAGCCAGACAAGGCAUGAGAUGCACUGAAUGUGGUGUCAAAUGCCAUGAGAAGUGCCAAGACCUCCUAAAUGCUGACUGUUUGCAGAGAGCAGCUGAGAAAAGUUCCAAACAUGGUGCAGAAGACAAAACACAGAAUAUUAUUAGUGCUAUGAAAGAAAGAAUGAAGAUUAGAGAGAAAAAUAGACCAGAGGUGUUUGAAGUGAUCCAGGAAAUGUUUAAUAUUUCUAAAGAAGAUUUUGUACAAUAUACAAAAGCAGCAAAACAAAGUGUUUUGGAUGGAACAUCCAAAUGGUCAGCAAAAAUAACUAUCACAGUUCUUUGUGCUCAGGGCUUACAGGCUAAGGACAAAACCGGCUCAAGUGACCCAUAUGUUACAGUGCAAGUUGGCAAAAACAAACGAAGAACAAAAACUAUUUUUGGAAAUUUGAAUCCAGUAUGGGAUGAAAAAUUCUAUUUUGAAUGUCAUAACUCCACAGACAGAAUAAAAGUAAGAGUAUGGGAUGAAGAUGAUGAUAUCAAAUCUAGAGUAAAACAGCAUUUCAAAAAGGAAUCAGAUGACUUUCUCGGGCAAACAAUCAUUGAAGUAAGAACACUGAGUGGAGAAAUGGAUGUAUGGUAUAAUUUAGAAAAGCGAACAGAUAAAUCGGCUGUCUCUGGUGCCAUUAGACUGAAAAUCAAUGUUGAAAUUGAAGGAGAGGAGAAAGUUGCUCCCUAUCAUGUGCAGUACACCUGUCUACAUGAGGGGGAUGAGGCCUGGAAGGUGUACUUCGAUGACGCUGCCCAAGAAAUUGUGGAUGAGUUUGCAAUGCGCUACGGAAUUGAAUACAUUUAUCAAGCUAUGACGCACUUUUCCUGCCUCUCUUCUAAAUACAUGUGCCCUGGUGUUCCAGCAGUUAUGAGUACGUUGUUGGCCAAUAUAAAUGCUUUCUAUGCUCAUACAACAGCAGCAACUAAUGUAUCUGCCUCAGAUCGCUUUGCUGCUACUAACUUUGGGAGAGAAAAGUUCAUAAAGCUGCUGGAUCAAUUGCACAAUUCUCUGAGGAUUGAUUUAUCUAAAUACAGGGAUAAUUUUCCUGCCAGUAAUUCUGAAAGACUCCAAGAUCUGAAAUCAACUGUGGACCUGCUAACCAGCAUCACUUUUUUUCGGAUGAAGGUCCUGGAAUUGCAGAGUCCCCCUCGAGCCAGUACAGUGGUGAAAGACUGUGUAAGAGCCUGCCUGGAUUCAACUUAUAAAUACAUUUUUGACAAUUGCUAUGAUCUCUAUUCCCAAUUAGUGGAUCAGAGUAAGAAACAGGAAGUUCCUAAAGAAGAACAGGGACCAACAACAAAGAAUUUGGAUUUCUGGGCACAGCUGAUAACUCUGAUGGUCACCAUUAUAGAUGAAGAUAAAACAGCAUAUACACCAAUCUUGAACCAAUUCCCUCAAGAGCUGAACAUGGGAAAAAUCAGUGCUGAAAUCAUGUGGACUCUGUUUGCCCAGGACAUGAAAUAUGCUCUGGAAGAACAUGAAAAGCAGCGAUUAUGCAAAAGCACAGAUUAUAUGAAUUUGCACUUCAAAGUGAAAUGGUUUUAUAAUGAAUAUGUGAGAGAACUCUCUGCUUUCAAGGAUGCAGUGCCUGAAUACUCUCUGUGGUUUGAACCAUUUGUCAUUCAGUGGCUGGAUGAAAAUGAGGAUGUCUCAAUGGAAUUUCUUCAUGGAGCACUAGAAAGAGACAAAAAAGAUGGGUUUCAGCAAACAUCAGAUCAUGCCCUCUUCUCUUGUUCUGUGGUUGAUGUCUUCACACAGCUCAAUCAAAGCUUUGAGAUUAUUAGGAAAUUGGAGUGUCCUAAUCCAGAAGCACUAUCUCAUUUAAUGAGAAGAUUUGCAAAGACCAUCAACAAAGUACUUGUUCAGUAUGCUGCAAUCAUUUCAAGUUACUUCAGCUCCUAUUGUGAUAAAGAAAAUGUGGCCUGUAUCUUGAUGAACAACAUUCAGCAAUUAAGAGUCCAGCUUGAGAAAAUGUUUGAGUCCAUGGGAGGGAAGGAGUUGGAUGCUGAAGCUAGUGUUGUUCUGAAAGAACUUCAGGUGAAACUUAGCAAUGUAUUGGAUGAACUCAGUGUAACUUAUGCUGCAAGUUUCCAAUUUGUUGUUGAAGAUUGUGUAAGACAAAUGAGCAAUGAACUGAAUCAAAUGAGAGGAAAUGGGAAUGCAGCAGCCAAUAAGAACAGUGCAGCCAUUGAUGCUGAGAUUGUGCUUCGGCCUCUCAUGGAUUCCCUGGACAAAACUUUAAGUGUCUCUGCAAAAAUCUGUGAGAAGACAGUUCUGAAAAGAGUUUUGAAAGAGCUCUGGAAGUUAGUCUUAAACAAAAUAGAAAAGCAAAUUGUGCUUCCACCACUGACAGAUCAAACUGGGCCCCAGAUGAUAUUCAGUGCAGCCAAAGAUCUUGGACAACUGUCAAAACUCAAGGACCACGUGAUCCGAGAGGAAGCCAAAAGCCUGACCCUGAGGCAGUGUGCAAUAAUGGACGUGGCACUAGUGACUAUAAAGCAAUAUUUCCAUGCUGGAGGAAGUGGGCUGAAGAAGAAUUUCCUGGAAAAGAGCCCAGACCUACAGUCCCUCAAAUACGCUCUCAGCCUUUACACACAAACUACUGACGCCUUGAUAAAGAAGUUUAUAGCCACACAAACUUCUCAGAGUCAAACUGCUAAUAAUUCAGUGGGUGAGAUAUCUGUACAGGUGGAUGUCUCUACCCAUCCUGGAACUGGUGAGCAUAAAGUCACUGUGAAAGUUGUAGCAAUUAAUAACCUAAACUGGCAAACAACAGCUAUGUUCCGGCCCUUCGUGGAAGUUUGUAUAUUGGGUCCUAAAUUAAGUGACAAGAAAAGAAAACAUGGAACAAAGACAAAGAGCAACACCUGGUCACCAAAGUAUAAUGAAACUUUCCAAUUCCUGCUGAGUAACGAAGAUAAGCCGGGAGCCUACGAGCUUCACCUGUCGGUGAAGGAUUAUUGCUUUGCGCGGGAAGAUCGCAUCCUCGGCAUGACGGUCAUCCAGCUGCAGGGCAUCGCCGACAGGGGCAGCUGCGCCUCCUGGUACCCCCUGCUCAGGAGCAUCUCCGUGGAUGAGACCGGGCUAACAAUCCUUAGAAUUCUUUCUCAGAGGAACAAUGAUGAAGUUGCUAAAGAAUUUGUAAGACUUAAAACAGAAACAAGAUCUGCUGAAGAAACAGCCUAAAAUACCCAAGUAAUGCAAGGUUGUCACCGCCAAGAACAUAAAUACAACGCUGUUGUCUGACUAGUGCAUGCAUGUGCAAAUCUGUGGGAAUGUUUAACUAUGUUUUCAGUGUUUGCCAGUACUUACGUACUAUACUUGCAAGGUAUGUCAAGGAGCUGUAUAUCUUUUAUACAUAUUUUGGUCUUUGGUAAAGUAAUUGUUCCAAUGAAGUGCCAAAACUAAGAUUAAGAGUAAAUGUUUCAUCAUCUCUUUUUAAAUGUUGAUUUCACCUCAUCACAGUUUCAUUAUUUUUUAACAUUUAUUAAUAAAUAAGUAGCUUUUUUAAUUGAUAAUAGGUUACAUCUGUUAAACUGUGUUGCUUAUUCUAAAUUAAGUUUCAUCCCUUACUCUUAUUUUAAAAAUGAGGUGUACCUAGUUUUCUUCAAACUCUCAUGUUAUGCAAGCCUCAUUUUAGGUGUCUUACUGAUGACUUUUUCUAUCAUUACUACAGAUGCAGUUACUUAUAGGAAGUGUUUGUAAUUUUAUAAUUACCAAUAUAAAGUAAUGAUUUUUGCAUAAAAACUGAAAAAGGAUGGAAAUAUUUUAUGCUAUUCUCUUUUUCCAACCUUUCAUAAAUAUCACUGUGAAGAAAUGCUGUUAAAGCAGGUUCUCAAGAAGCUGUGCUUAUCAGAGUUUGUUACUGAUGUUUGAUAUCUUGAGAUAACUUUGUUCUUCAAAACUGCCACGGUAGUAUCAUAUUUGUAUAAAAAGAGUAAGUCAGUAUCUGUAGAAACAGGUUGCUGUACAGUACAGUAUAUGUGCUUUUAAAAAGUGAUUUUUUUAAAUGAUAUGGUACUGUACAAGGGGUAGUAGUUUGGAAUAUGUAACGCCGGUUUGUGGUUUGUUUCUAGAAAUUGUUUAUGAGAAGAAAGAUGCUGUUAGCAUUUUCACUCAGAGUUAUUAACGUUGCUUUACAUACUUAGCUGUGACAUCAGUUAAGUGCUUUAUUUCUUUAAUUUUUUUUAGAAAAGUUCAACAGUUUGUACUUAUGCAACAUUACUAUGUAUUGCACUAAAGCAAACUCUGUGUCCUGUAAAUAUAUUUAGUGAGGAAUUGUAAAAUAAAGUAUGCAGAAACUGCUUUCUAGUUUUGUCAUUUGAUAUUUAUGUAACUAUUGGUUUUAUGUGCAUGUGAAGCCCAUGGAGUGGGCUUACUAUAUAGCUUUAUAAUAUAUUAAAGUAUGAUUUGCACUGUCUGGAA